CACCCUAGGAUGCUGUUGGCCUUCUGGGCCACAAGGACACACUGCUGGCUGAUGGCCAACCUGUUGCCAAUCAGCACAUUCAGGUCCUCUCUACAGAGCUCCUCUCCAGUAGGUCAGCCCCUCACCUUUAUUGCUGCAGGAGGUUAUUCUUCCCUACGUGUAGCACUCUGCAUUCCUCUUUAGGUUUCUCAUCAGGUUCCUCUUCUUCCAACUCUCCAGCCUGUCCAGAGCUCAUUGAAUGGCAGCACAGCCUUCUGGUGUAUCAGCCACUCCUUCCAGCUUUGUAUCAUUAGCAACCUUGCUGAGAGUGGACUGCAUCCCUUCAUCCAGAUCAUUGACAAAGAUGUUGAACAAGAGCAGGCUCUUCCCUGUGGAGAACAUCAUUAGCUACAGGCCUCAGACUAGACUUUGUGCUGGUGAUCAUGAUUCUCUAAGAUACUCAUGAGAGACACAGAUUGUCAUCUUUUUUUCCAGUGAUGUAAGAUUUUGAUGGACAUUAUUUUAUCAAAACGUUAUAAACUGUAACUUCUUACUUUUAAGGCAAUGUAGCAAUAGGGUUUGGGAUAGAGAUAAAAUGACAUGCAGUGAUAAUGUUAAUAAUCUUGCAUUGUGUGAUAUUCAAGAGAAUACAUUGUAAUUUGAAAACUAAUUGGCAAAUGUGCAUGUAAAAGUUCUGGCAUGCAGGAACACAAGUUAUUUGUGUAAGGAGUUCAACGGGGCUAAUAAUAUCUGAAGGUUUUCAUGGGCAGCUAGAUGCUAGUGUAACCAGAGGCUUAUCAAGUCUGUUUGAAGAUGGAGGAGCUGAGAAAGAAAAGAAAGGAAUAAUGUCUUCUGGGAAACAAGAAAUCUAUUUUCUAUGUGUAGAGGAAGAACCAUAAAAACUUACUGGCCUUUGAAAGUCAGUGCAGGAGAAUACUUUUCUGCAUUUAUACUGUAAUGUAAAGUAAAUUCUGCUCUUCCAGUAAAGUAAUGUAACUACAGCUUUUAUAUGAACACAUCUUAGUAGUCAAAAUGACACAGUUUCCUCAGAUUCUCUCACAACCUCCUAGCUCUGUACUUGCUUCCCUUAUUCAAGGAAUAUAUAUUUUUCCCCACUGCACACUGAAGUACGUAAAUACGUUAUAUAGCUAAAUCUGCAAAGUAUGGUUUUGAUCAGAUUUUUAUGGUCUAGUGGCAGUGCAGAACAAACAGACUUAGGAGUCCUCUUCUGCUUCUGGGGACUCAUCUCAGCCCCCUGAAGUUUACCCAUAGAGUGCAAGCCUGAGUUUUUUUCACAGAACCACAGAAUGGUUGAAGGAACUUCUGUAGAUCAUCUAGUCCAAAGCCCCACUGAAGCAGGGACACAGUCCAUGGAACGAUGAUAGAUGACACAGUACCAGAAGCACAAAAUCCAGAACCACGUCCAGGUGGAUUUUUAAGAUGUCCAAGGAGGAAACUCCACAGCCACUCUGGGCAACCUUUGCUGGUGCUCCAUCACCUGCACAGUAUAGAAGUGCCCUCUGAUGUUCUGACAGAACCGCUUGUGUUCCAGUUUGUGUCUGGCACUGGAUAUCACUGACAGGAGCCUGGAUCCAUUCUCUUUGCAUCCUGUCUUUAGUUAUUAUACACAUUGAUGAGGUCCCCCCUAAGCCUCCUUUUCUAGAGGCUGAACGGUUCCAGCCCUCUCAGCUUCUUCACACAGGAGAGAUGCCCCAGUUCCUUCAUCAUUCAAUUAGAUCUCAGUAGGACUGCUCACAACCCUCUUCUACCAGUACUACAAUCACUAACACGUGGAUUAGCAACGACAUAUUUCCUUCCUAAUUUAACAGCUCCAUCUAAGUAAGUACUUUGGGGCUUAAAAUAGGAAGUACAGAAUGCAGUUACAGGCAGCUGCUUUCCCUGAAAGGGUGUGGUCUGCUUCUUAGAAAUUGGCAUUUCAGUGUAUAGCAGGGAAGCAGCUGGUUGCUGCAUCAGAAGAUUCUCAUACUGCUGGGGAAGCUGAACAGUAAGGGUCAUCCAUCAGGUUUUAUCAUCUGCCUCACAGACAACUCUGGAUGCAGAAGCUCCACAACAAGACAAAAGAAGAGUGGGCAAUGAAAACAUUUUUUUUAAUAAAAACCUGUGUUCAAAGGACAGUAUGAAGAUGAAAGGGUUUUUCAUCUUUUUGCUAAAUCUGUCAUUGGCCUUCAGUGACCAAGCCAUUAAUGAAAGCGUUCCGAUGGAGAGCUUGAGGUGCCACAAUGACUACAGCUCACUCGUGACGUGCACAUGGAAGGAACACUCCGAGGCUCAUGCCCUCCUUGGUUUGACUCUGUACCAAAGGAAUGUUAUUAAAAAUGACAGUGAGGAAAUGCAUUGUCAAAAGGAGCUGGAAGAAGACUUACCUGAGGCUUCAGGCCCCUACAGCCAUUGGAUUUGUUGGAAAACAGUAGAACAUUUUGGAAUAGGGGUGGAUGACUAUUACAGCUUCAAACCCAAGCAGAAUCUUGAAGCACAACUACAAGUUCAUCUUUUCCAAAAUGUUCAGCCUCUUCCCCCUCAGAACCUCUCAGUCCGAGAAAGUUCAGGGGACUUCUUGCUGACCUGGACAGCACCUGAUGGAAGCCAAGGGCUGAGCAAUGCGUUGGAGUAUGAAGUUGCUUACAAGCGGGACUGGGAGUCCUGGGAGAAGGCUGCUUCCCGCCUGCUCUCCAACACCACUCAUUGCCAUCUCAGCCACCUCAUCCCAGGGAGCAGAUACAUCGCCCGUGUGCGAGCCAGACCGGAGCAGGGCACAGGUUUCUCCGGGCAAUACAGCGAGUGGAGCACAGAUGUGUCCUGGGAGACCCCCGAAGGUGGCAUUCAUCCCAGGAACCUUCGAUGCCUCUUCAAUGGUGUGUAUCUGAAGUGCAACUGGGAAGUGAAGGAAGCGAUUGCUAGCUCUGUCAUCUUUGGCUUGUUCUUCAGGGCCACUCCAACAUCAGCGGAAGAGGAGUGCUCUCCCGUGUAUGAGAAGGCUUUGCCCCAUGUCCCAUAUGUGGUGCAGAGCUGUGGGAUCCCUGUUAGCAACAUCAGCAGUCAGAGCCAGUACCAAGUGUCUGUGCGGACCAAGAUGGAGGAGAAACUGAUAGAAGCCUACAAGAACAUUAAGGUGCUGCCACCUGCAAAUGUGUCUGUGGAACUGAUGAGAAAUCAGGAGUAUGAACUGAGGUGGAAAAAACACACUUUACAGCAUGAUUCCAUAAAACAGCAGUACGAAGUCCAGUUCUGGAAGCACAACCAGUAUGAAAAAACCAUGAAGAGCAUAAAAAUUACCAAUGAUGAACCUCCCUUCAUCUUCACUGAUCAGAUGUUGUCAGCGUCUACCAAAUACAGGGGAAGAAUGCGUGCAAUGGUGAAUAACCAGGAUUAUCAAGGAUACUGGAGUGGAUGGAGUGAGGAGUUCACCUGGGAAACUGAGAAUGUUCUUUCACCAGUGGUUCUCCCAUUGAUGCUGCCAGUUCUCAUCAUCACUUUGCUCGCUGUUGCUUACUGCAGCUUUAAGUACUUACUCAGGCAGAAGAAGCUGUGGGAGGAAAAGAUUCCAAACCCCAGCAAGAGUCUGCUGAUCCAGAGCUACUUGAAGAAAGUUGCCCUAGGAAACAGGCAUGCAAGCAGCCAGCUGGACUUCAACAAAUGCAGCCUUGUGGAGAACGUGGAUCAGUCUAGCUUCCUUCAAGAUAUGGACAGGCAGACGAAGAUUUUGGCGGAGUCCUCUGAAGUGCAGACUGAAAGGACAGAGGUUUCUUCUCCUGCAUUGGACCUACAGAACCCAUACCAUGCUUUACAUGUGCCAGAGCAUGCCCCAGUUGUCUGCCCAAGUCCAAUUUCUGGCUAUUCAUAUUCUGUUUCAAGGACAAACUGUGCUGACACAAGUAUAACUUCCCAGACAGCAACCACUUGCUUUGCUUUCAAUGGCCCAUACUUGUACAGCCCAGUGAGGUCUUCUCAGCCUGAGAUGCAUCAGACCCUGGAGGUGAGCUUGAAUCCAAUGGGAAAACAGGAGAAAGCAGUGUCCCUGCAGUACGUGACCCUUCCAGACAAAGCCAGCCCCCAGGCUGCACAGAGGCAGGAGCAGCCGGGAGCAGGUCCUCUGCAGCCCUUCCUGCUCCCAGAGCAGAAGGAAGCGACGCAGUACGUCAACAAGAAGGAAGUUUCAACACUUCCCUCCACCUGUGGGAAAAGCACAGACAUGAGAACAGAAGAGCAGAAAUGUCCAGAGGCUCCUGGCUGUCCGGCAUUCCUUCAGCAGUGCCCCUUGGAGUACAUCACCACAGACAGCCUGUCACUGCCAUCAGCCAGCGGCACCACACACCUGAUACUUGCCCUUGCUGGGGGGAAACCCUGUGAUACACAGGAGCCCCAGCAGGCCAUUGAGCUGUUCAAAAGCCUCAAAUCAGAUGAUUAUUUCUCCUGGCAGCAAUCUUUGAGGAUCACAGAAAAUCUGUUAAAGGAGUAAAUAUCAAUGAAUAGCAAGGCUAAGAGUAGUUGGAAGAGAUGGCAGCUAUCUGUUAAAAACGAUCUCUGCAAGCUAGGAGCAAAUAAACCAUUCCUUUUUUCUAUUUUCCAGUGCAGUGUGUUGAAAGGCAUGGCUUGAUCUCAUCCUCAAUAACCUUUGCAAUUUUGUCAUGAAAGGCAAUCUAAAUAUUGCCAUGUUGAGAGAUAUGGUGUUUUUUGAACUUUUUGGCUUAACAUGGAGACGUUACUGAAUAUAUAUAUUGUAGGAGGAAUUCCCAAGGACUCACUCAGUACAAUAAAAGGAGUGGAAUGGGCCAGUAAAAGAGAACAAGACGAGAGAAAAGAUAUGGAGGUGCAGAAGCCUGUGUCUGUUGGGGUUUUUCCAUUUUUGUAUGUUAAAAUAUAAAAUGAUUUUCUUUUAAGUUCAUUGGAUGUUUAUGCAUGAUAUAAUUCAUCUUAACUAUGUGACGUGUUCUUUUCUUUUUGUCUUCUUUCUUUCUAAGCUGUAUUGGAAAAGAGGAACCACUUUUUUACUUAUUCUGUUUCUGUAAAGAAAGUGUUGCAAGAUAGGAGCACAGAAUUGCCACUCUGUGAUUAGUAAAAGGCUUUGGUUUUAGAUCUGAAGAUAGACUUGCAAUUCCAAAUAUAUAUAUAAUUUAAUCUAAUAAAAUAUAUUAUUUCUUCUUACAAA
This is a messenger RNA of Tympanuchus pallidicinctus (lesser prairie-chicken), 5146 nucleotides long. Its product is annotated as cytokine receptor common subunit beta-like. The record is from RefSeq and is a predicted model, not a curated record. NCBI's taxonomy places the organism in Eukaryota, Metazoa, Chordata, Aves, Galliformes, Phasianidae. Gene Ontology annotation, biological process: immunoglobulin mediated immune response; cytokine-mediated signaling pathway. The coding region runs from base 2117 to 4456 and encodes 779 amino acids. Gene Ontology annotation, molecular function: protein binding; cytokine receptor activity. Gene Ontology annotation, cellular component: external side of plasma membrane. The transcript is spliced from 15 exons.